Blepharisma stoltei is the source of this 719-nucleotide messenger RNA. The record is from the annotation of a GenBank genome assembly. NCBI's taxonomy places the organism in Eukaryota, Ciliophora, Heterotrichea, Heterotrichida, Blepharismidae.
AUGCUUAAUCCCUAUUCUGCAUGGGAAAGAGCCCUUGAUAUUGCGAAACAUAACAAGAAACUUGAUGAAAUCAAGAAAAAGCCUUCAAAAAACAUUGAUAAUCGUAUGCCAGAGCAGUACCUUAAUCCUGUCACCAAAAAGUAUGGCCAUGGAUCUUAUCCAAUCCAACGAUCUCGAAAUAUCCAAUCAGAAAACUAUCAUUUAUUAGAAAAAAUCGUCAAUAUUCACCAAAAAAGUAAAAAAUUCGAAAACCACCACUGAAGCCCAAAAUCUUUACAUGUCCACAAAUGAAGACUAACUCCCCCUUUUUCCUUUAAUUUAGAAUAAAAUAUUGGUAAACUUUAGGUACUUAAACUCCCUUUAGAUUGGAACACGAAUUUUUAUAUCAAUUUAAAGGGGUAAGCAAUGCCAAAAUUAAUGAAGAAAAUCAAAGGAUUAUAAAACGGAUCAAUGAAGCCAGCUCAGGACUUGACCGAAAGUCAAUGGAAAAAGAGUUUCAACAGUUUCAGCAGUAUGCUGGGAACCGAUCGAGGUUCAAAAAUGCACAAAUUCAGAAAAGUAUUUCAAAAAGCGAAGUGAAGAAAGGUAAAUUACCUCCUAUAGAAGCGGAUACAAGUCUUUUUAUUACAAAAGAAAACUCGAAAUCACUUGGAAAUUCGCCAAUUUCUAAGUCCUUUUCAUUAGCAGGGAUUGAUUCUAAAUCUCCAGCAGAGUUAUAG